Messenger RNA from Hibiscus syriacus, 1198 nucleotides. RefSeq lists its product as uncharacterized. The transcript is spliced from 7 exons. The record is from RefSeq and is a predicted model, not a curated record. The coding region runs from base 309 to 986 and encodes 225 amino acids. Lineage: Eukaryota; Viridiplantae; Streptophyta; Magnoliopsida; Malvales; Malvaceae.
CUCUGACUGAAGCGACGACGGCGGCGUCUGACUAGCCGAGCUGUUAAGAAGAUUGAGAUCGCGGCAACCGACGCGAUUUGUCCAGGGACAGAUUGGGACAGGGAAAACGCGGCCUGGAAGAGGUUUAAUUCAGCCGGGAGUCGGAGGCAAAUGUUAGAACGUUGAAUUGUCUGUGUCCCUUUGAAUAAGGAAGUCCGGCCAAUUUACAGCCCAAAAGACCCCUUUGCUCUCCCUAUCCUCUCCCCGCUCCCGGCGUCGAUAAAAUCCAAUAAGCAAAACAGAUUCGGACAAAAAAAAUCAGAAAAGCCAUGACCAUCAACUUUAAUCUCCUCAAAAUCCAACACCAACUGUUGCAUUUCCGAAUUUCCCAGACUACACUUCCCCGCCCCCUUCCCUCCUUUCACCUCUUUACCAGACUACCCUUCCAGUCAUAUCCACUUUCCUUCCCCAGAACCGCCCAAUGCUUCAAAAUUUCAAGCAUUUCCAAAGUCGAACCGUCGGUUUAUUUCAGCGAAGAUGAAGAGAGGGAAGGACCCGACGAUGGGUCGAUUACGGAAUUUGAAGACUUGGCACCCAACGGUGUCGUUUAUAGGAAGACCCUGAGAUUGGUGGAGUGUUCCAUGUUUGCUGCUGUUACUGGACUUGUAUACUUCCUGAGCAAUUCCCUCGCGAUUGAGAACUACUUUGGGUGCUUCUUUUCGUUGCCGAUCGUGAUCUCCUCCAUGCGAUGGGGUGUUGCAUGUGGGAGAAAGCAGUUGGCUUGUCGCAACGGUUAUGUUAUUGUUUGUCUUGUCUGGUCCUGUAAAAGCCAUAAACUAUCUGCUUACGCAUGGAAUAACCGUUUCACAAUGGGUGCUUUAUGGAGGUCGGGAGCUGAUUGGGAAGUCUCGAUUUCCUUGUGCACACUCGUAGUUUUUUCUCCUUUUCACACAUUCUUUCUCAAUAGAUUCUAUGUAGUUCUUAAUAACACAAACUGCCGUGGUUGAUGUUUUUAAAAUCGCAGGCUCAAGCGAUGGUUUGGUGGGCUAUGUCUUGACAACAUCUUUCUUGAUUAGAGAAAACAUACUGGGUUUGAUCACCAUAAACAUUCAUGCAUCUCUCUCGUACAUCUUUGCCGCGAUCGGCAUCAAUCUGAUUCCAUCAAUGAACUUCAUAUACUCCUUGUUUGGGACUUUGAUACAUUCGACCCGCCUUUAUG